UCUUCAAUUUCCUGGGUCUGUGCAUCAAAAAAGUGGUUUUGAAUCAGCUAAUGUUGGGGACAGCGUGACGUUACGAUGUUUCUUCAGAGGUGACGUAACAGCAAUGUUUUUCUGGUACAAACAAACUCUGGGACAGAAACCACGUCUCAUCUCUACCUUCUAUAAACAUGAGAAACGUGGCACUUUGACUAAUGAAUUCAUGAACAAUCCGCGCUUCACACUGGAAACUAAGGAUGGUAAAAAUCACUUGACGAUCUCAAAUUUGCAAAUUUCAGACUCAGCCACUUAUUACUGCAUAAGCUGCAAUGCAUUCAAGUUUGAAUUUGCAGGGCGCAAUACUGUGAGUGUAAAGGGUUCAGGUGUGAACAUCCCAACCUUGGUCCAUCAGUCAGCAUCUGACACCAUCCAGCCAGGAGGCUCUGAGACUCUGAACUGUACAGUACACACUGGGACCUGUGAUGAAGAACACAGUGUUUACUGGUUCAAAAUCUUUGAAGAACCUCAUCCAGGACUCAUUUACACCCAUGGAGGCAGGAAUGAUCAGUGUGAGAGGAAACCCAACACACAAACACACACCUGUGUCUACAACUUGCCAAUGAAGAGCCUGAAUCUGUCUCAUGCUGGGAUCUACUACUGUGCUGUUGUCUCAUGUGGACACAUCGUGUUUGGAAACGGGACCAAGCUGGACUUUGAAGCAGAUGAGGUGAAUUCUCCCAUCUCCCUCGUGUUGCUGUUGGGUGGAGCUUUGGUGCUCACCACCAUCCUGGUUGUUUUGCUGGCUGUCUCAGUGCACAAGAUGAAGACGAGAAACAGCUGCCAAUGCACAGACUCUCAAAGAGUUUCAGCUCCUAUCACAACGACUGCAGAGGGUUACCAAGAUGCAGACAACCUCCAUUAUGCUGCUUUCAGGGAUUUCAAGGCCAAAAGAUCAAGAAGACAGAGAGACAACACCAAUAAUGAAUGUGUGUACUCCACUGUUAGGCAGUAGAGCUGGGCAUGUUUCAUCUAUACUGGUUUUGUUUAAGGUGAUUUCAUUCACGCUUGUUGAAAAGAUGUGAUGUGAUGAGCAGUUUAAGUACUUCAAACAGGCUUUGCAGUGAUAGUUGAGCUGUAUUGGGUCUUUUUUUAUUUGCUUAUUUUGAUACAA
Messenger RNA from Chelmon rostratus (copperband butterflyfish), 1147 nucleotides. RefSeq lists its product as uncharacterized. The record is from RefSeq and is a predicted model, not a curated record. NCBI's taxonomy places the organism in Eukaryota, Metazoa, Chordata, Actinopteri, Chaetodontiformes, Chaetodontidae. The transcript has 4 exons. Gene Ontology annotation, biological process: response to bacterium. Bases 104 to 988 code for a protein of 294 amino acids.